AUCCACCUGUUUAGUGAAUGAAAGAAACUUUGUGUUUAUCUGAGAAAAAGGAAUGGUAGAUUUAAAGAGCUUCGUGUUCCCAAAGAUGGGGGACGCUUAGCUUACCUAGCGUAAAGCUACAUUUUCCUUUACUUUACUUUGGAGACACUUCAACGCAUUUUCUGUGUUUUUUAUUUCCCCAGCUUUGAAAGACAUUUUAGUUGUUUUCACGUCAAAUGUAGAAGCUGCGGCCUUUGUGUUGCGGCCUUUUUUGAAUCAACUGUCAUGUAUUUUCAGAAGUAAUUGACUGGGCAUUAAAAUAUAAUUAUUAUAUCAAUUAAUUAUAAAAGCAUGUCUUUCACUCUGCUCAGUAUAUAAACCAAUUUCUCGACCAGACUCAGUGCUUCAACCAUUUUAUCAUUUGCGAAUAUAAUAAGGAAGCUGAUUUUCACCACAGUCGCGAUGACACUUUUUCACUUUGGAAACUGCUUUGCCCUGGCUUAUUUCCCUUACUUCAUCACAUACAAAUGCAGCGGCCUCUCGGAGUACAAUGCUUUCUGGAGAUGCGUCCAGGCAGGAGCAACGUACCUGUUUGUCCAACUUUGCAAAAUGCUGUUUCUCGCUACAUUUUUCCCAACCUGGGAAGGAGGAGCCGGUGCUUAUGACUUUGUAGGGGAGUUCAUGAAGUCCACAGUGGACCUGGCUGACCUGCUGGGUCUCCACCUGGUGAUGUCUCGUAAUGCUGGGAAGGGAGAGUAUAAGAUCAUGGUCGCUGCCAUGGGCUGGGCGACGGCAGAGCUCGUGAUGUCGAGGUUUCUUCCCCUGUGGGUUGGCGCCAGAGGAAUCGAGUUUGAUUGGAAGUACAUCCAGAUGAGCUUUGACUCAAACAUUAGUUUGGUCCAUUACAUCGCCAUGGCAGCUGUUGUGUGGAUGUUCACUCGAUACGACCUGCCUAAGACCUUCAGGCUGCCUGUUACUGUGCUGCUGGCUCUGUGUGUCUACAAAGCCUUUUUAAUAGAGUUGUUUGUCCAUGUCUUCAUGCUGGGCAGCUGGACGGUGUUGCUGGUGAAAGCCGUCCUGACUGGCGCCGUCGCUCUCUGCUCACUUUUCCUGUUUGUCACUCUGGUUCACAGCAACUGAAGAAAAAGCAGCAGGCCGUAAAAAAAAACCCUCCACAGUCUCUGCUCAAACUGGAGGAAAGGUUUUCAAGUCAGUUUGAGCUGUGAAGCUGUAAAGGAGGGCUUAGAAACGAUUGGUGUUGUCUGACAUGAUCCACCAACUGGUUCAGCUUCCAGUUCUUCCAGUUUGAUUCAUUGGUUAUGAAUCCAUGAGGAAAAAGAGCGUUCUCUGGGGAACAUUUCUACCCAACUUUUAAGUGAAUUAUAUGAAGCUAAGGACGAACAUCAACAUCAGGAUACUUCUUCAGUGUGACUUUUUUUUUUGUUUUUUAAAGAUGUGAAUUUUGUAUUGAUGUGACUACAAAUGAAUUAACACUUAAUAAUAAAAUAAAAAUACAUUUCUUUUAA
Gambusia affinis (western mosquitofish) is the source of this 1505-nucleotide messenger RNA. RefSeq names its product transmembrane protein 147 (gene tmem147). The transcript has 8 exons. NCBI's taxonomy places the organism in Eukaryota, Metazoa, Chordata, Actinopteri, Cyprinodontiformes, Poeciliidae. Bases 442 to 1119 code for a protein of 225 amino acids. The record is from RefSeq and is a predicted model, not a curated record.